This is a messenger RNA of Gavialis gangeticus (Gharial), 553 nucleotides long. RefSeq names its product mitochondrial ribosomal protein L36 (gene MRPL36). Lineage: Eukaryota; Metazoa; Chordata; Crocodylia; Gavialidae. Gene Ontology annotation, cellular component: mitochondrial large ribosomal subunit; ribosome. Gene Ontology annotation, biological process: ribosome biogenesis; translation. The record is from RefSeq and is a predicted model, not a curated record. The transcript has 2 exons. Bases 77 to 346 code for a protein of 89 amino acids. Gene Ontology annotation, molecular function: structural constituent of ribosome.
UGCGCGGGCGUUACGGCAGCUCCCGGCGCGUUCCGACCGCCAUCUUAGUUACCGGCGCGGCUACCGCAGGGCGACCAUGGCGGCGCUGCUCGUACGGCGCCUGUCGGUGGCGGCCCUAGCCCUGUCCCGGUCCGGCCUGCCCAUGUGGGCCCCGGUGGCUGUGGGCGCGGCGCCGCGCCCGCUGCUGGCGGCCGCGCCUCUCCCGCCCCUCCCGGCGCCCAGCGCGGGCAUGAAGGCGAAGGUGGUGCUGCGGAGGCGCUGCAAGGACUGCUUCAUCGUGCGGCGGAACGGCCGCCUCUUUGUCUACUGCAAGACCACCCCCCGCCACAAGCAGCGCCAGCUCUAGCGCCCGCGGCCCUUAGCUGCGAGUGGGGCCGGGUCCUCCCCGGGGAGGGAGCAGGUGGCAGCUGGAGGCCGGGCCCCCCCGAGAUGGGGGAAGGAGCCUUUGAAGCCUGCAGCGGGGACCAGCGACAGCCCCUGUGGCUUCUUCUCUUUUUUUCCCCAAUGUCUGGUGUAAACACAAGGCUGUAACAGUAAACUUAUGGGUUCCUAG